AUGGGUGGUAUAAAACACAUGACUGCAGGACAGACAGAAAAAAGAUGGAAGGGACAGAAAACAUGUGUGUAUCAUCCGUCAAAAAGUCUGGAACUUUUAUGUGAAGUUUGUAUGGACCUCGUGUGCAUUGAGUGCGUUCCAACUGCUCAUACUGGUCACACUUUUGUCAGUCUUGGUGAAAUUACGCCACUGAGGAAACAUGAAAUUCACCAUUUCAUUGACAGCACUGAAGAUCAACAAAUGGCCGAAAUACAACAACGUAUUUCAUCUACAUCGGACAUUUUCAAGCAAGAUGAAAAGGGUUCUGAUGAUCUCGAAAGCUAUUUGAAAAAACAAUGCGACAACAUAAAGGCCGAUAUUGAUAUUCUCAAAGUCAGGCGCUUCUCUGAGUACCACCACUUCAAAGCAAGAAAUAUGGAAACAAGACAAAUAUACAGCAGGGAGCUGGAAAUGACACAAGGAGACUUACUAAGAUAUUUACUGGAAUACAAAACACUAUUAAGAGACGACCCAUGUGAUGGACACAUGUUUGAUAAGACAGUCAAUGUAAAACCAAUUGAGAACUUGUCAACGUUGACAGAUCGCGAUGUUCCAAGAUGUACUCCACAGAAGAACCACCAAGAUUACCUUCAGCAAGACCUUGAUACAUUGACAAAUGGAUUUACUGAAAGUCUGAAUCUGUCAAACAAUACAACGUCGCCAUGGCAACUGCAAACCCCGUCAGAAGGACGCUUUCUAGAUCAUCACCUUUUUGUUCUUCGUUCGCAGUACGCCGUUCUUCCAGAAACAAAUGUACUUACAAAGUUCAAAUCGCCAAAGAAGAUAGCUCAAAUAUGUCCCACAGGCGACGUGGCGUGGAGUCUUUUAAACAACAAGAUAACGCUUCUUGACAGAACAGGAAAGAUACAGCAACAACGGAUAUACGACGUGCCGAUCAGAGCGAUCCUGGUCCAUCCUUUAACUCACCAACUGUAUACAUUUGAUGAUAACGGGAUCAUUGACCUGUCCACGGGUGCACGGGUUUUCCAUUACCAGGCAACGAUAAAACCGUUGUGUUUGCACUUUGGAAAUGACGGCUGUAUUCUGCUAGGAAUGACCGGGAAGAUAGCCAAAAUCGCACCAGAUGGAAAACAUAUCCUUACGACUACCGCGUCCGCCUCUGGAAAGCCAUUUGUCUUCACACCAAGCAAAAUUACGGAAUGUCCUCUGACAGGCAACUUGGCGUUCGUGGACCGGGACCUUCAAGAAGACGGUGGACAAGGAAAUCGGCAUGUCCAGGUGAUGGACAAGGAAUUUGAAGAAGGCAUCAAACUCAGCGUGGAGACAUUCAACGCUAAAGUUAAAAACUGGAGUAAAAGUCGCAAACAAACAUGUGAUAUUGAAUUCGACAAGGGAGGUAACCUUGUGCUUGUUGAUGGUCGUACUAUCUUUCUGAUAGACAUGAUGACCGAAAAAGCCAUGAGAACCAUUCACAUAGACAAACAUCCUGUGAUAAGUAUCGGACUCGGGAAACAAGGGGAGCUGUGGGUUACAUUGGAUGGAAAGUCAAGUAAGGUCAAGGUACUGGAGUACAUUGAAGAUCGUUCUGGUUAA
Messenger RNA from Mizuhopecten yessoensis (Yesso scallop), 1593 nucleotides. RefSeq lists its product as uncharacterized. The record is from RefSeq and is a predicted model, not a curated record. The coding region runs from base 1 to 1593 and encodes 530 amino acids. Gene Ontology annotation, molecular function: zinc ion binding. Lineage: Eukaryota; Metazoa; Mollusca; Bivalvia; Pectinida; Pectinidae. The transcript has a single exon.